GCCAUCAUGCACGGCGGCCUCGGGGUCACCUCGGAGGCCCUUCUAGCUGGGGUGCCUGUCAUCACCAGCGGCAUCCAGCUGUUGGACCAGCGCUGGUGGGGCGGCCGGAUGUCGGACCUCGGCUGCGGGUCGGCUGGUAUCCCGUUUGCCAGGCUGCUGAGGAGGGGGAAGUCGAGCAAAUCAAUUAUUUUGGAGCAGCUGGAUUUCGCCUUGGACCGCAGGAGUGGGGGCAACGGCUCCUUGACUUGGCAUCAGAAGGUGCAGCAGGUGAAGCAGCAGAUCACUCCACCUGCGGACGAUCCUGACGGGGUCAUGGCCAACGCGCGGGCUGUCUACCUAGCUGGCACCGAGCGGUCUGCACACAUUGUGGGCGCAUAUGAGAGCGAGAGUACGAAGUCGUGCUGCGCCCAGGCGGAGUGCUGCUACAGGACUUUCAAGAAGUGCAUGUUGCUGUGGGUGGUCCAUGUGCCCAUGGCGUUCGGCAGCGCGUGCUACCGCGCCUGCUCAAAGUGCUGCUGCUUGAGGAGAAGGAUGAGCAGCGCUGGUGCCGCGGAAAUCGGCUUCGUGCGCCCUCAGCCCAUCGAGUCCGACACCGGCUCGGACUCGGGCCUGGACUCGGACACCUCGGACGGCUCCUCGCUUGCAUGACCCGCGGCUGUCUCCUCGGGCGGGCCGCGUGGCCUGAGCCUGAUACGUGCCAAGUCAGCAUGCUUUCCAGUGAGUUCUGCAGGUCAGACCCUCAACGCGGCAGCAUCAGCUCUCGUAGACAGGGUCUUCAAGUGACAGAGGACUACUUGGCCGUAUGCCUACUUUCUUUGGCGCUGGCGCAUGCUAAUGAUUACACAUGCGUGGUGAAUGCGUUGCUUCACGGCUGCCUUUCUGAGUUGUAUCUUUGUUUGUUUGUCGUGGCCGCAUUUGAACGUGGGCCCCUCCACCCCCCUUCACCCUACUCCAAACAAUACUGAAUGUUACUGUGUGUUUGCAUACUGGCUCGACCACCCAUGCCCCAGCCACCACUCCGGAAAUUCAAAGCGGAGUGCAGCACGAAGAUCUGCUCGCGAGGCACGCCGCCUCUCGAUCUGCAGCAUUCUCUUUCGGGCGCCGCUCGGUGGACUGCACGCUCCUGCCCCCGGGGAUCAGAGCGAGGCCGACCCCGAGAGAGCGCCGCCGCGCCGCGCCGUGAGACCUUGGCCCCGGGCUCUCCGGCCCAUGGGGCGGGAGGGCCGGCCGUCCACGGCGGGGGCAGGGCUUCGGGCUGCGCGCAGGCCGGCCCCCCCCCCGGGUACUCCCGGCGGGCCUCAAGAGGCCCCCCCGAGCAGUCCCAGCGGGCCUCAGCAGGCCUCCCGAGUAUAGCCCAGGGCGGUCUCAAGAGCCCAGCCCUCGGUGGGCGGCGCGCCCCAGAGGGGCGCCGCCAGGGGCGGCGCCGGGUGCGGAGACCGCCCUGCGCUGCUCGCGGGGCCUGUUGAGGCCGCCUGGGACUACCUGGAGGGGCACUCGGCGCGCAACCCGAAG
Messenger RNA from Prorocentrum cordatum, 1512 nucleotides. Lineage: Eukaryota; Dinophyceae; Prorocentrales; Prorocentraceae. The record is from the annotation of a GenBank genome assembly.